Molecule: messenger RNA, 3153 nt
Organism: Syngnathus typhle (broad-nosed pipefish)
Lineage: Eukaryota; Metazoa; Chordata; Actinopteri; Syngnathiformes; Syngnathidae
Product: NGFI-A-binding protein 1-like
Exons: 9
Coding region: 512-2008 (498 amino acids)
Biological process (GO): negative regulation of DNA-templated transcription
Cellular component (GO): nucleus
Molecular function (GO): transcription factor binding; transcription coregulator activity
Source: RefSeq, a predicted model, not a curated record
UGGCAGUCCAGCUGGAGUGUUUUAUAUUAACUUGCAGGCGUUUGUUUUGAAUAUUACACAUUCAAGAUAUUUGCUUUCCAUUGUCAAUCACUUAUAAGUGGUGAUUGUUUUAUUGUGUGUGAUCGAUCGGGUGUUUACAAGCUCAACAGGGCAGGCGUUCUGUAUUUAUAGCUGAACCCAAAGCUUUUAUUUGCAGAGACAGGCGGAAGUGCUUGGUUCUGAGUGAGUGCGAUUUUGUGCGUUCAAACUGUUGGGAGUGAAGAGGAGAGACCCGAUAGGAGUCAAACACUUCCACGCGCAAAACACUCUGAGGAAAAAAGACGCGCGUGCGGAAGAUUUUUUUUCCUGAUUUUCGUAGAUAUUUUGGCUUCUCCGAACGACGGCAAGUCAACGUUGCGGAGCUGCUUGUUUGCGGGUUUUCCUUUUUGCAGACUGGCAACCUGCCUUCACGUUAAGGAAGAGGAUUGGACCGUCACGUGAACGCACCAAAGGGGGUCAAAACACAGCAGUCAUGGCGGCGGUGUUGCCCAGGACGCUGGGUGAGCUGCAGCUCUACCGAAUCCUCCAGCGAGCCAACCUGCUCUACUACUACGAGGCCUUCAUCCAGCAGGGCGGCGACGACGUGCAGCAGCUGUGCGAGGCCGGCGAGGAGGAGUUCCUAGAGAUCAUGGCGCUGGUUGGAAUGGCCAGCAAGCCGCUUCACGUACGCCGACUGCAGAAGGCGCUGCGUGAUUGGGUCACCAACCCGGCCAUCUUCAACCAGCCGCUCACCUCGCUGCCCGUCUGUAGCAUUCCUGUCUACAAACUGCCCGAAGGCUCGCCCACGCUGCUGGCCGCCCAGGACCGGGCCAACACGUCCAGCGUCAAGAUGCCUAAAGCGGUGGCCACCUGCUCGGACACAGCCAAGCCAGAUGGGACUCGGGACAAGGUGUCGGCGGGCUCGCCCUUGGCGGGCAACGCCGAGGCUCGCUUCUGGUCGGGACACAGCAACGAUAGCGAGCACAGCCUGUCGCCCUCGGACCUCGGUUCCCCGUCUUCCCCCAGAGACGUGCUGGAGUCCCUGGACGCGGCUGCCGUGCAGUCGGUCCUGGAGUGUGUGGACAGGAUGGCGCCGGGGCUCGCCAAGGCGGACCUUGCUGAGGUCAAAGAGCAGCUGAAGAGCAACAAGAAGCUAGCAAAGAUGAUCGGACACAUCUUUGAGCUUAGCGACGACGACCCGAGGCGGGAGGAGGAGAUUCGCAAGUACAGCGCCAUAUACGGACGCUUCGAUUCCAAAAGGAGGGAUGGCAAACAUUUGACGCUCCACGAGCUGACGGUGAACGAGGCAGCGGCGCAGCUCUGCAUGAGAGACAUGGCCCUGCUCACUCGCAGAGACGAGCUGUUCGGACUGGCCCGGCAGAUCUCCAGAGAGGUCACGUACAAAUACACCUACCGCACCAGCAAGUCUCGCUGCGGGGAUCGAGACGAGCCUUCACCCAAAAGGAUUAAAACUGAAGAGAACUUCUUUGACAUCCAGGAGGCCCUGCAGGCCAUCCACAUGAGGCAGGAAAUGCUCAGGGAGCAGCUGGCCUGCGCCAAGUCCAAAGGAGACGAAAGCAUCGGACGGAGUCUGCAGCUGCAGCUUGAGCGUCUGCUGGCCAGACAGAUGGAAAUCCUGCAGGACGCCGCGGUCCAGGAGCGACUGCAGGCUCUGGACUGGAGGAUCCCCCCUGCCGCCUUGAAGUACCUCGCCAGCGCCCACAGCACCAACGGAGCCGCCAGUGACUCCAGCAAGGAGAAUCAAGAUGAGCGACCCAUCAACUUGCGGGUGGUGAGCCAAACCAUGCAGGAAGGUGAGCUCCCGCUAGGCAAGCAGCUGGCCAAUGAGUUGAAGCGUCACCACAACCACAACCACAACAGCGUCACGGAUGAGGCCAAGAUACCAGCGACGGAAAACGGGAUGUCGCAGCGGGCGGCCGGCAACACGGAAAAAAAGACCAUCAAGUCAGAACCCGAGGACUCCACAUAGUGCCUCCUUCCCUCCCUCCCGCUCGGUCUCGUGCUCGUACGCAGAUGUCAGCCGUCACUAGAAACUAAGCAAGCAACGCCACAGUAGAGCCUUAACAAACCAACGUUGCCUCACCGAGAGCAUUUAUUUUCCUUGAGUUUGUCUUUGUGUCAGCGCCAAAGUAUCAAGAGAGCCUGCCGACAUGCCCCCGUCGAGCUUGGCGGUGUCUUCUCUCCACUACAAAUACAUUUGCAGUUGUCCUUCAUGCUGGGCCUGAAUCUGAACCCCGCCUCCGUCCUUCUCCCAAAUCAUUGAAUGUUGGGGUCAAACGGGUCGGCGAGGUUCUGUCAGGAGACUGAAUUUGAGUCCAGACCCAGUAUCGGGCUCCUUGUCUUUAUUUUAGGGAUGACUCCGCCUCUCCUCUCGCUUGUCUCGUGUAUAUUUGUGGGAGAGGAAGCAUUUCUGAGCUACGAGCCGUGUUGCCUCAGGCUUGCAUGGUGUCACGCCGCCGGUGAAAUCCAGAAGCACACAUCUGCUGACAGAAGAUUCCAGGACCGAAGAUGCAGCAUUGCAUCACACCUUCAGGUGUGCGUCCUCGCGGACUGUAAAUAAUUCUGUAUUAACAAAUUGUGUUAGCUAAUCUCAACCAGGGUUCUGUUAUGUCAAGUGUAACUUUACUGUGGAUGUUUGUGUCAAUAGUGUUCAUGUGCAUUAACAAAAAAAUCAGCGUAAAAAAAAAAUCAAGUGUGAAACCUGCUUUCCACGACGACUAUGAUAUUGAUGUCUCGCUAUCUCUCCAUGCGUAUUUCGUAGUAGAAACAUUUCAAGAGUUCUGUGCGUCCUGACAAGUUGGUCUGACCCCCUCCCCCCCUCCAAAACCCCUCGCAGUGGCAAUGCAAUAUCUAUGUGACUAACAUCUAUGGAUUGUUCAGUGACUGUAUGUUUGUCGUCCAAAGAUGCUCAUGUUGUCUUCACGUGCGGCACACUGUAUUUGAAAACUAGUGAGGACUCACGAUGACGUGGUGAUGUUUUCAGUGAAAGCCUUAUCGGCCUAUCCUCACAAAUUAGAUUAGGCUCCACCUAGUUAUGCACCUCUUUUUUUUUUUUUAAACACUAAUAUAUUUUAUUGUUAUACAGUAACAUUAAACUUUAUUUUUGGAACCCAA